Messenger RNA from Pichia membranifaciens NRRL Y-2026, 798 nucleotides. RefSeq lists its product as hypothetical. The transcript has a single exon. Bases 85 to 630 code for a protein of 181 amino acids. NCBI's taxonomy places the organism in Eukaryota, Fungi, Ascomycota, Pichiomycetes, Pichiales, Pichiaceae. The record is from RefSeq and is a predicted model, not a curated record.
AGUGCAGUGUCGACUGUUGUGAGAAGAAGAAAAAGAAAAAGCAGACAGCAGUAGUACGACAACGAACACGACACUACAGCAACAAUGGUAGAUAGAGGUGUGCCGAUGCAGGCCAGCAGCUCCCAGUACGACUCGGUGAGCUCGGAGGUUGAUCCUUUUUUUCCUGCUGAAGACGACUCUAUUGUCGAACCCCUUGACAGAGAGGAGACUGAAAGUCUGCUAGGACCCAUGAGCGUCAAGAACCCGAAAUCGUGGGUGAACUUUGGGUCACUUCUCCUAGAAAAUACCGGGUCGGUUGCCCGUGACCACUUGGCCUCCGAGCGGACCUUUCUUGCGUGGCUUCGGACCUCAUUGAGCUUGGCGUCCGUCGGCGUUGGCGUCACACAGUUGUUGAAGUUGAGCAGCAGCAACGGUGAGUCUAAGAUGCUUCUGCGCAUGAGUAAAGGCUUAGGGUUGUCAUUCAUCCUCAUCGCCGCAAUGACUUUGGCGAUUGGGACGUCCCGGUAUUUUGUGAUCCAGCGACUGCUUACCGUGGACGAGUUCCCGGCAAGCAGGUUGGGGGUCGGAUUCGUCCUCCUCUCAGUCUUGGUCUUGUGCAUAGCCAUCUUUGUUAUCGUCAUGACCAUUUAGUGUUCUCUUUUCCUAUAUAAGAAAUCAGCAAUGAAUUCAGCAUCAUGAACUUGAAGUACAGUUCAACUUCAGCCUUAGCUUUUCGGCUUCAAAGCUAUUCCUUCUCCUUCUACGUGCUUUUUUAUAGAAUGUCCAUAGUAUGUAGCCUUAAUCAACACUUCAUCUAGG